Molecule: messenger RNA, 3023 nt
Organism: Mytilus trossulus (common blue mussel)
Lineage: Eukaryota; Metazoa; Mollusca; Bivalvia; Mytilida; Mytilidae
Product: 3-hydroxyanthranilate 3,4-dioxygenase-like
Exons: 10
Coding region: 68-1012 (314 amino acids)
Biological process (GO): 'de novo' NAD+ biosynthetic process from L-tryptophan; quinolinate metabolic process
Cellular component (GO): cytoplasm
Molecular function (GO): iron ion binding; 3-hydroxyanthranilate 3,4-dioxygenase activity
Source: RefSeq, a predicted model, not a curated record
GUUUGCUCUAAUAGGAACGACGAAAUAAGGUUACCAGAUUCUAAUUAGAUCAUUAGAAAAUAAGAAAAUGUCAGAAGAAAGCGAGCCCAAGACAAAAAAGGUUCGACAUUUGGAUCCAGUUAUUAACAACACUGACAAAUGGCUGGAAGAGAACAGCAAACAUUUCCUGCCACCAGUGUGCAACAAAAUGAUGCACAAUGAUGGACAGAUGAAAUCAUUUUAUGUAGGAGGACCAAACCAAAGAAAGGACUAUCAUAUUGAGGAAGGAGAAGAGCUAUUCUACAUGAUAAAAGGAGAUAUGGUGCUGAAAGUGAUUGAGCGAGGUGAACAUAGAGAUAUUCCAAUUAAUGAGGGAGAGAUUUUCUUGCUGCCUGGAAGGAUACCACAUUCACCACAGAGAAAAGCUGAUACUAUUGGUUUAGUUAUAGAGAGGGAAAGAGCAGAAGAUGAAAAGGAUGGAUUAAGGUAUUAUGUUGAAAAGAAUGGUAAACCAACAUUAGACUCUCUAUAUGAGGAGUGGUUCCAUUGUGAAGAUCUUGGUUCACAGCUUGGACCAAUCAUCAAGAGAUAUUUUGCAUCAGAACAACACAAAACAGGAAAACCAAUUCCUGGCACAAUUCCAGAGAAACCUCCAAUAGUACCAGAUAAACAUAAAUUAUUGGAGGAUCCAUUCAGUUUGAAUCAGUGGUUGGCAGAAAAUAGAACAAUGAUUGAGAGAGAAGGAAGCUUGAAUAUAUUUGGUGAAGAAGCAAAUUAUCAAUUUACAGUUGAUGUAUUUGGUACAGGAUCAAACACAGGGAAGUGUUCCAGUGCAGAAACUUUCAUAUGGAUGUUGGAAGGAACGUCCAAAGUGACAGUAGAUGGUAAGGACUAUGAACUUCACCACAACGAUACAAUGCUCAUUAGAUGUGGACAACAAUACUCAGCGACCAGACCAACAGGUGCCCUUUCACUUAUCUGUUUUCAGGACCCUACUAGAAAGUCUAAAGUCUUCAAGAAGUCAAAGAAAUAAGAGUCCUUGCUGCGACAAGAAAUGUUAUUUCUAGUCAAAUUGGAGGAAGUGGAAUCAAAACAUUUUUGAUGUGGAUACGGAGUAGAUAAAGUUUAGCAUCAAAUAGUUUUAAUGUAUUUCUUUUAUUUAACAAAGAAAAAAACAUAUGAUGAAAAUUAAAAACUUCAAGAUUUUAAAACUUUAUAAACUAAACUAUAAAUUUGAAUUUCUAAGUUUAAAAAUUAAAAUAUUUGUUGCUUAACUUUAUUUACUUUGUAUAUUUGUAAAAAUAUCAAGUGCUACAGAUGUCCUUUGACAGAGAUUUUUUUUUUUUAUAAUUUUUCUUGCAAGGGAUCAAUUUUAAUUUGAUGUCUGUGGAUCUGGUCAUAAUAAAUAACUCUUAAAUUCACACUCUUCUAUUUAAGAAGAUUGAUAGUAGGUACAGCUAUAUUUUUGCUUGAGUUAUUUCACUGUUGUAAAUUGCCCUAGUAUGGUAGAACAAUUUCCCUUUUGUAUAGUUAUGUCUGGGAAUUUUGUAUUACUGCUAAUAAUUUAUUUAUUCCUUGCAAUUUUAAUUACUGUAUAGGAGCUGUUAAAAAAAAGUGUUGAAUGAAAUUUACUUGUUUAGAUAUCAAAGCAGUUUAUUGAGGUAUUUAGAUUUUUAACUAUGGUAUUAAACUUUUUCAUGAUUCAUAGAACUGAACAAAUUUAAAUAGAAUUAAUUCCUUGCAAGAAAAUUGGUUAAUACAAGAAUGGUUUUACCUGUAAAAAAAUACUUUUUACUUGAAACUGUAAUAUUGGGAUCUGGUCAUUUACAUAUAUGUUUAAUGUUUAUGUUGUGUCAAUUGGUGCAUAUAGAACAAAUGUUUUUUGUUAUUUACUGUUUUAUAUUUUGAACAAAAUAUCAUGAACUUGUAUUGUACAUUCCUAUUUAUUCCUUAUACCACCGAUGUCACCUAUUGUAGGUAAUAACUCUGAUUUUUUAUUUUACAUUUUUGAAAUGAUUGUUAGAAUUUUUAAUUUUUUAUUUUGACUUACAGCAAAAAAAAAUCCUUUUGAAUCUUAUUAAUUUGACUUUAUACAGCAAAAAAAAUCCUUUUGAUACAACUUUUGCAUGUAACUAAUUCAGCUUUAUUUUAGACUAAUAUAUUUUUUGAUUAAUAGCUCUUUAGAUUUUGUACGAGAUAUACCCAUUUUUAUACUUUUUUGGGGGGGAAUCAAGGAUUUGUUCAAUCCUGUUGCAUCACUCGAGUGCUAAUUGGUCAAUUAGGACUUUUAAAAUAUUUCAUAUUUGUGAAAUUAAAAAAAUCAAGGAUCAGACUGGGCUGCAAAAAUGUCACUAACCCUUGAAUUUAUAUCCAUUUGGAGUUAGAUUUUCAUGUAUAGACAUUAAAAUUGAUACUUUAUAUGUAUCAUGUUACAGUUCUUUAAUGCAAUAACAUUAACUAAAUUAUUUGACCCGAUUUGGAUGUUAUAAAGAUUAUUUUAACAUAUUUCAUCUGCCCUAAUAUGAGAAAAACUUCUCCAGUGAUCAGUUGGUGAUUGAGGUAAAUGCCUGAGAAUGAAUUCUGGGAAUUUGAGAAUAAUUGAAAAAGACGUGUUUUAUACAUCUAUUUUAUCACAAACUUUAAAAUGACUAAUAAUUAAUUUACAAUUGCAUGUCUAUUUGUUGUUAAUGUAGUGAUGGUGCAUUGAUUUCCUAUUUGUUAAAAGUUAAUCAAUUUGUUUCUGAUAAAUAAUUUUAAAAGUAAGGUAUCCACUCUUUUCCAAGUUAAAAACUAAGAUGGAAAAAUUAAAAAAGUACCUUAGAAUAAAAUCGAAAUUUUUAAACAUUAUGUUUAUCUCCCUUUGAACAAAUUAAGAAAGGGGAGAUAACUGACUUACAUUUCUUAUUGUUGAUUUUCUCUAUUAAUUAGUAAUACAUAAUCAGUACACUCCUGGAGUCAAUGAAACAUUUUAUAUAUUAGUUGUUGUUGUAGUUCUACUAUAAGUAGACUAUUAUUUGUGCUCAUUAAAGUAAUAAUAAUGGUGA